This is a messenger RNA of Mya arenaria, 1433 nucleotides long. Its product is annotated as leukocyte elastase inhibitor-like. The coding region runs from base 123 to 1295 and encodes 390 amino acids. The transcript has 2 exons. Lineage: Eukaryota; Metazoa; Mollusca; Bivalvia; Myida; Myidae. The record is from RefSeq and is a predicted model, not a curated record. Gene Ontology annotation, molecular function: serine-type endopeptidase inhibitor activity.
UGAUAAUGCGGAAGUAAACAAACGGGUUGACAGGUUGUAAACAUUAAACUGUAUUAACUUUACACUAAAGUUGACAAAACAGUUCGUUACUGUAUACAUGAACAGUGAAAUUUGACAGAACGAUGGCCUCUGAAAAAUCCAUGGUGUCAGCGAGUGCGAAUGAGUUUACCUUGGAUAUAUACAAAGCGGUCACAGAAUCAUCUAAAAAUGACAAUCUGUUUAUGGCUCCAACAAGCAUUUUGGUUGUCAUGGCAAUGGUUCAAGUAGGAGCAAGAAAUGUUACAAAAGACCAGAUGAUCGCAGCAUUAAAACUAAAAUUUAAGAAUGAAAAAGAAUUGCUCGAGGAAUUUGAAUUAUUUUCAAAAGCACUGAAUCAAGGUAGUGGGGAUAUUACUCUUCAGUCUGCCAACAAGCUUUACCCGGACAAAGGGAAGGACAUUUUGCAGGAGUACAUAUCAGUUGUUUCAAAGCACUUUGGAACUGAAAUCGAAGCUUUGGAAUUUUCUUCCAGCCCUGAGCCGUCUAGAAUGUCAAUUAACAAAUGGGUUGAAGAAUUUACAAACCAUAAAAUCAAAGAUCUGCUACCCAAUGGUUCUAUCAAUACGUUGACCAGACUGGUCAUUGUAAAUGCAAUCUAUUUUAAGGGUAACUGGGCAACCCAGUUCAAACCGGAAAGUACCAAGAAAGAUAAUUUCCUCCUUAUUGACGGCAAAACGACUUCUGUUGACAUGAUGAAUGCCGAAAUGAAAAAGGUUCGAUAUGGCGAAAGUUCAGAACACGCCUGUAAGGUGCUCCAUCUACCAUAUAUGGGUGAAGAACUUGCCAUGAUUGUUGUCUUGCCGAAAGAUACUGAUGGGCUACUGAAGCUGGAACAAAGUCUGGACUCGCCGACCUUAAAUACAAUCAUCAAUGAUGUGUUUUCUCCAACAGUUGUAGUAUCGCUUCCUAAGUUUAAACUUGAAUCUUCGUUCGCUCUUUCCAACACGUUGUCCGCAUUGGGUAUGGUGGAUGUCUUCAGCGAGGCGAAAGCCGAUCUAUCAGGCAUGGGAAAGGAGCUGUAUGUCUCUCAGGUGUUUCACAAAGCAUUUGUUGACGUGAACGAAGAGGGUACUGAAGCGGCUGCAGCUACAGCUGCAGUGAUAAGGACCCGUUCUCUUCCCGCACGACCCAGGGAAUUCAAGGCGAACCACCCGUUCCUCUUUCUGAUUUGGAACUACAAGCUCAACGCCCCUCUCUUCAUCGGAAGGUAUAUGCAUCCACCUUCAGCGCCCAGUCAGACUCAUGAGGAGCUGUAAUCAUAUAUCAAGAUCUAUCAAAUAUUUGAGACAUUUUUCUUAGAGAACUUUGGAUGUUCACGUGCAUGCAAUACUUGAGGUUUUAUUAAUAUUUUUUCAUGCUUGUAAACUUAAAAUAAUUAUAAAUUCAACAGCUUG